UCGCGUCGCGUGGAAGUCGCCAUUACCGAAAUUUCGUUUUUUACUUAUAAAUUCAUUAUUUCACCUCCGAUUUUCACGAAACUUCACCGCUCACUUCCCCAACGGUCUCCCCUCACUUCACCUGACCUUCGAAGACCUACCUGGACGGAAAUCCUUUCGUGCGCGACAAGUAUUUUUAUAUAUAUUUUUGUUCAAAGUAUUGUUUAAAGUGUUCAGUAUGGCAAGCAAGAAGAACACAACGACACUGACCAUGGAGGACCGUUUGAAAGUGUUGAAUGAAUUAAAAACAUUUAGUAUUUCUAGUGUUGCUAGAAAAUUCAAUGUCCAUAAAUCAACAAUUUGUAGGAUCAAGAAUAAUGCUCCAAAAAUUAUGCAAUUUGUCGACAAAAGCAAGGUGCAACGGAAACGCCGAAGGAUACGUGCAUCUGCACACAGUGCAUUAGAGCAAAAUUUGCUGACAUGGUUCACAGAGAGGAGAACCCUUGGCGACUUUAUAUCGAAUGCUGCGCUUUUGGAGAAAGCAGUUGAACUAAAGAACAACAUGGGAUUACCAUCGACAUUUAAAGUCAGCAAAGGAUGGUUAACAGGUUUCAAAAAACGACACAACAUACGCCUAGUUCAGGUGUAUGGAGAAAGCACGAGUGCCGAUGAGGAUGCGGCGACAAAAUUCACCGAAGAUUUCACAAAAUUGUUAGAAGAAGAUAAUAUAAAUAUGGAAAAUAUUUAUAAUAUGGACGAGACUGGACUUCUCUGGAAAGCCUUACCGCCGAAAACAUUAGCGGACAGAAGAGAAAAGAAUAUACAAGAUUUCAAAAGCCGUAAAGAGCGUAUUACGGUAGGUUUAUGUGCAAAUGCAUCCGGGACGCACAAGUUAAUGCCGCUUAUUAUUAAUAAAUAUGAAAAUCCUAGAGCAUUGGAGCAUUGUAAAAACAGUCUGCCCGUAGUUUUUAAAUCACAGAAGAACGCUUGGAUGACCCAGACAUUGUUUAUAGAUUGGUAUCAAAAUCAUUUCAAGCCAAGUGUACGAACAUACCAACUGAGAAAUUCAUUGAUUGGCAAAGUGAUUUUGUUGGUUGAUAAUUGCAGAGGAUAUACAGUAGCAUCCGAAUUAUUGGAUGAUGGACAUUUUCAAAUUAUAUACCUCCCACCAAAUACAACCAGUCUAAUACAACCAAUGAAUCAAGGGAUAAUAGCGAAAUUAAAAAUAGUGUAUCGUCAGAAAUCCCUUCGACAAGCGACACAAUACGUAGGCGGAAUAAAUGUUUUUCAGAAACAAUACACAUUAAAACAUUGCAUAGAAACAUUGCACCAGUCUUGGAUGGAAGUAUCGCCGGAAAAUAUUUUCAAUGCAUGGAAGAAAAUCAUUCCAAGUGAAAUGGAUUUAUACCAUUCUUCCAUGCAGAGAGACUUAAGUACCAUAACGGGAGAAACGUUCACGGAAGAAGAUGUUGCACAUUUUAUAACAGACUGUGAAGAAGAGGAAUCAAAAAGAUCCAAAGAUGAAAGUGACGAAGAUGAAAGCACAGACGAAGAUGAAAAUGCGGAAGAAACAGAACAACAAGAGAAUAAAAUGAACGAAUUAAAAUAUUUAUUUCAACGGCUGCAGGACCACGUAUCUGACGAACCACCUUUCGUCAAAAAUAUAUUUCAGGUGUUCGAGAAUCAUUUUUUAGGCCCUAAUACAUAAAAGGAAAAAGAUAAAUUACUGACCUCCACUUAGAAGAUGCGAGAAGAUUAGCAGAUACACAGAAAAUUAAUUAUUUGAAAUUAUUUUCCCAAUGAAGUAAUUCAACGCUUAUUGUAAUCAUUUUCCAUUAAAAUCUUUACUGUACACUAAUUAUUUGAAAUAAUUCUAUGUA
Molecule: messenger RNA, 1859 nt
Organism: Megachile rotundata (alfalfa leafcutting bee)
Lineage: Eukaryota; Metazoa; Arthropoda; Insecta; Hymenoptera; Megachilidae
Product: tigger transposable element-derived protein 2-like
Source: RefSeq, a predicted model, not a curated record